Nilaparvata lugens (brown planthopper) is the source of this 1599-nucleotide messenger RNA. RefSeq lists its product as uncharacterized. The record is from RefSeq and is a predicted model, not a curated record. Gene Ontology annotation, cellular component: nucleus. Bases 190 to 1599 code for a protein of 469 amino acids. Gene Ontology annotation, molecular function: DNA binding. The transcript is spliced from 7 exons. NCBI's taxonomy places the organism in Eukaryota, Metazoa, Arthropoda, Insecta, Hemiptera, Delphacidae.
CACCACUGUUUUUUGAAAAUCCCGCUUGUAGAUUCAGUUAACUGUAGCCUUGGCAAAGACCUUCGAGAACAUGUAUUUCAAUUGGCUAUUCACUUGGCACUGGAUCGUUCAAACAGUGAUUUGAAUUGUGAUUCAAUUUUUGCUCAACGAAUUCUCAUGUUUUUGAGUUUUUCUCUCUAAGAAGUCAGAAUGCCUUUCAAAUGGGAGGAGGGGGCUAAGCCACGUAAAAAAAUUGAUGCAGACACCAUGAAAAAUGCAGUAAAGACAAUCAUUGAAUCUGGAAGAAGUGUUAGGUCAGUUGCACAAGAAUUUGAGAUAGAUAGGAAAACAUUAGGAAGAUACCAUGAAAAAAUCGUCAAAGGAGUAGAAACUACAUUCAACCCUAAUUAUAACACAUGUCAAAUAUUUUCGAAUGAUGAGGAGGAAGACCUCAAGAAUUAUUUGAUAUUGUCUUCAAAGCUAAACUAUGGUUUAGCUCCAAAGGAAUUGCGAAAAUUUGCAUAUGAAUAUGCAAUUGCUAGGGGCAAAAAAGUCCCAGAGAACUGGAUGAAAAAUAAAUCUGCCAGUUAUGAUUGGCAGAUGGGUUUUAUGAGCCGACAUACAGAAUUGUCCUUAAGGAAUCCUCAAGCAACUAGUUUGGCUAGGGGAACUGCGUUCAAUGAGACCACAGUUUAUGUGUUUUUUAGCAACUUGAGGACAGUGUACAAAGAACACAAGUUUAGUCCAGAUGCAGUCUAUAAUAUUGAUGAGACUGGACUGUCUACUGUUCAUAGACCCAGCAAAAUCAUUUCAGCUAAAGGGCAAAAGCAAGUGUCUAAAGUUACUUCUGCUGAACGAGGAACACUUAUCACUGUUUGCUGUGCAGAGAGUGCAGUGGGUAAUGCAGUUCCUCCCUUCUUUGUUUAUCCCCGCAAAAGAGUGAAUGACCGAAUGACCCAAGGAGCUCCUCCAGGUUCUUGUGCUGUUGGUGGCGAGUCAGGGUGGAUGACUACUGAUUCAUUCAAUCAUUAUCUGGAUCACUUCAUAAAAAAUGUGAAGUGCUCACCUACAAAUCCAGUGCUUGUAGUCCUAGACAACCACGAUUUGGAGAUUGAUGUAGAAGAACAGACAGCAACAACGAGAGAGACAGAGACAGAGAAGGCCACACCAAUGAGGAGACAAGCAGAGAUGGAGGUUGAUCUUGAACCUCCAGUCCUCCCACCACCACCCCCCGUUGAUAGCUUGAACAUGGUGAGAAAUCAGCAACAGAAGCCAGGGGCACGAAAAUAUAAAGACUUCAGUGAUGAGAAUUUAUCAAAAGCGAUCCAGGCGGUAAAUGAGAAGACCUUGUCACUACGCAAAGCAGCAGAAAAAUAUGUUUGGAGAAUGAAAGAGCAGAAGAAGAGCUUCAGAGACUUCAACUGCAGCAUCAGCAACAAAGAGACAGAGAAGGCAACCAAUGAGGAGACAAUUAGAAAUGGAGUUGUUGGUGAGUUGAUAUGGGGCUGGCUGGGGAAGCUGUCCUACUGGCCGGACAUAGUGGUGGUGGUGGAUGAAGAGGGCCAAUACACUCAUCAAAAACUUUUACUGGAAAAAUGGCUCGAGAAACGUAUGAUAUGA